Vespa mandarinia (Asian giant hornet) is the source of this 2777-nucleotide messenger RNA. RefSeq names its product Spitting Image (gene Spt). The record is from RefSeq and is a predicted model, not a curated record. Gene Ontology annotation, cellular component: cytoplasm; adherens junction; membrane. Gene Ontology annotation, biological process: cellularization; cell migration; cell-cell adhesion. Gene Ontology annotation, molecular function: beta-catenin binding; actin filament binding. Lineage: Eukaryota; Metazoa; Arthropoda; Insecta; Hymenoptera; Vespidae.
CUUGUUUAUAUACAUAUAUGUAGAGUUAUUAAGAUCGUCUUUGAAUAUAUAUUUUUGUAUUAGUGUAGUUGUACAAUCAGUAGCUUACUUCACCUUGUUUACAAUCGACGGUUUCAACGUUUGAAUGAAAUAAAAUAUUGUGAAAUAAAUUGACAAAAAUAACAAUAAAUAUGUCUUUAAAAACCAAACGUAUGCAAAAAAUUUUGGAUCCUAUUGAAAUACAAAUAAAUAAUUUGAAGCAUUCGAUAGGGAAUAGCAAAGCUGGAACAUCCGAUGUUUUAAAUAUAAAAUCAGUUUUUUGUGAUCAGUUACGUAUUUUAGCUGAAAAAUUUGAAAACUUAUCCAAAGAUGAUAUCACUGAUUAUCAAGAAAUGAAAACAAAAAUUGCUGAUACGGUUGAGGAAUUUUGUUUAUCAAAUGAAUUUGUCGCUAAUGAAUUGGUAGAAAACAUUAAUAGUCAUACGAGCAAAGAUGCAAUAGGAACAUUAUUGGAAAAGUUUACAAUGGCUUUAAAAGCUCUCGAAAAUCUUGAGUGUUUACCACUGAAACAAAGACUUCAAGAUUAUUUUGAUUAUGUUAAAGAAAUGGGUACUGUUAAUGAAAUUGAAGAUUUUCAAAACAUAAAGGAACUAGGUACUUCUAUAUUAGAAAUACUUGGACCAUUACAAAAAUACAGAAAAAAUUUAAUUUCAAAUUUGCUAUCAGAAAGAAUAGCAUUAUACACCUUUCAGAUACAUACAACGUUUAGUAUGUUAGUACAGCUGAUUCAGGAGCAACAUCAAUUAAAUGCAUCAAUUUACAAUUGCAAGAAAUAUAUAUGCGAAAGAAUGUGUCUUUGUUUCAAAUUAAUACUCGAAGUUCUGGAUGCACCAAAUCCAUCUUCAGAAGACGAAACUAUAGAAAAAGAAAAUCAUUUUGUUUAUAGAAUGGAUUUGGUACUUGAUAUUAUAGCUGAAAUGUCAACAAAAACUCAAGAACAACAAGUCCUAGAAUGUACAGAAUUGUGGUGGGGUAUAGAGGAUAUAUUUUCACAUGCAAUGUCAAUUGCACAAUUGUGUCAACCCCAAAAUUUUGAAGCAAUAUCAGCAGCUUGUCAAUCGAUAAUGGGAGAAUACGAAAAUUUAAAAUCACAACUCUGUUCUGAAACUCCAGAUCCUAGCGUUAACAAUCUCUUUAUGAAUACUUUGAACGACGCAUUAUAUCGCUUAGAACGCAAAGUCAAUAUUUCAGUGUUAAUGCUUGUUAUGGAAGUAUUUAGUGAUUCUUUCAAUGCUUUAAGAAAACUUGUUAUGACAUGUGGAAGUUCAUUGACUGCAAAGAAAAGAUCUAAAAGCGAUUUACAUAGUGCUAUAGAAGAUUUUGAUCAGCUUACGGAUAAAGCUAUGCAAAUUGGAAUAUUUGCCAAUGCAUGUUGCAGAGAUGUAGAGCGUGUCAAUAAAAUUCGAAAUUGUUUGGCUGGUCUUGAAUCAUUAGAAAAUGAAUUAAUUGCCGCUAUUACUGCGUUCUAUCUUCAUCCAGACAACAAAGAAUUGCGUGCGAGUGUAAAACUUUUAACUUCUCAAUGGCAAUUAGAGAUGAAUAAAUUGCAUAAUACUGUAAAUCUAAUUAUUGAUUCUGCUGCUUAUUGUCAGGUAGUUUUAGACGAUCUUCAAGAGCGUAUACGUAUUAUGUCUGAUUGUUUCGACAAUAGAGAAGCUGUAACUCAACAACAAGUGCAAGGCAUUGUUUUACGAGCAGUUUCAUUGUCUAGUCAAUUAACUAUAACUGUAAAUGACAUUGGAAGUGAUAAUAUUGAUAGACAAACGAUCAUGAUGAUUAGAGAACUAAAAGCAGCUAUAUUCGAAACCGAUGCAAGUGCAAAAAAGCUUCUUGUAGAAAAUGCAACCGAACCGCAACAACUGCGAGUUAUUAAAAGAUGUGAACUGAUAUUGAAUGUAAUAAAACGAUUACAGCCUGCUUUAGUCACUGUUAUGAAUAAUUCAAUAUUAAUAAGUACUAAUUAUGGCAAAGCAAGCAUGGGACAAGGAGAUAUGCUUCAUGAUUCCAGUCUAAAUUAUCCUUCUACAGUAUACGGCUUGCCACAAGAUGAAAAAACCUUAACUUAUAUCAGGACACCAUACACAGUGCAAAAUUAUAAACCACCGUUAUCAAUACAACCAGCUAAUAGUGUACCUAGGACUCAAGCAGAUUUAUCUUCUUUAAUUCCAUACAUAAAAGCUGGACGUAUCAUACGUAUGGAACAAACUAUAAUGUAUAAAACACCACAAAAAAUUAUAAAAGAUACCGAAGAGCAUCACAUGCAAAAAAAAGUAAAAUCUAGAAAUUUGUUUAACAUUAGGCAACAUUUAUUUAGUAGAGAAAGUUUCACGCCACAAAGUGAAAUUAAUUUUUCCUCUGAAACAAUAGAUUUAACAGACAUAUUAGAAAAAGUAACAAAAUUAUCUGAAACAUUAACUUCAUCGUUAUCGAUUUCAUGUAAUACAAAAUUGCAAUAUAUUAAUUUGCCAGACGAAGGGAAAAUUAGAAACUUGUCGGAUGAGUUGUGCAAUAUUAGAGUUUCAACAAUUAAAUCUUUCAAAGAUUUAAACAAAACUGCUGUGAAAGAAAAAUUAGAAGAAUCAUCUAUAAUUGGUGGUGGCGAUGCCCCGUCGAUCGAAACAGAAAAAUAUGAAGAUGUACAACGAUUAGACAAAAAAAUGGAGAUUUUACAAAAACAAGUACUAAAAGAUUCAAGAGAAUAACAUUAAAUAAUUAAAAUGACAAAUGGUGCAACUAUA